Messenger RNA from Phytophthora sojae, 1707 nucleotides. RefSeq lists its product as hypothetical. The record is from RefSeq and is a predicted model, not a curated record. Lineage: Eukaryota; Oomycota; Peronosporomycetes; Peronosporales; Peronosporaceae. The coding region runs from base 1 to 1707 and encodes 568 amino acids. The transcript has a single exon. Gene Ontology annotation, molecular function: calcium ion binding.
AUGAGCUCCACGGCCUUACUAACGGCGUCAACGUCCCCGCCGCCGUCGCGCGAACCGGAAUACGCUGCGCUGGACUCGCUCGAGACUCCGCUGUCCCAUGCCAUCGACAUGGGCGUCAAAAUCUCGGCCUCCGAGGCGGAGGCGGCUGCGGCCGGCGCCUACGUGACGGCCUCGUCGUCCUGCGGGGCGUCCACCGCCCGCAUCAAGCAGAACCCCUUCACGUACACGACGCCCGUGGACACGUACGAGAAGUGCAAGAUGACGGUGCUGUGCCUCCUGGGCGUGCCGUUGCUGCGCGUCGUGCUGCUGCUCUGCGUGGGCAUUCUACUCACCAUCGUGAGCCACUUGGCGCUCAUCGGGUACAAGCCGCUGGACGCGCACACGGGAGCGAGGCCGCCGCUGCCGCAUUGGCGGCGCGUGGUGGGCGCCCCCGUGUCCAUUCUACUGCGCGCGCUCAUGUUUCUCGUCGGGUACUACUGGAUCCCCGUCAAGUACCCGCCCAACUUCGACCGGCGCACCAUGCCGCGCGUGAUCGUGAGCAACCACUUGACGUUCUUCGACGGCCUCUACAUCUUCACGCUGCUGUCGCCCAGCAUCGCCAUGAAGACGGACGUGGCCAACCUGCCGCUCAUCAGCCGCAUCGUGCAGAUGAUUCAGCCCAUUCUCAUCGACCGCGGCACGGCGGACGGACGCAAGCGCGCCAUGAACGACAUCACGUCGCACGUGGCCGACCCGAGCAAGCCGCCGCUGCUGGUCUUCCCGGAGGGCACGACGUCGAACCAGCAGGCGCUGACCAAGUUCAAGGUUGGGUCCUUCGUGUCGGGCGUCCCGUGCCAGCCGGUGGUGCUGCGGUAUCCGUACAAGCACUUCGACAUGAGCUGGCCGCCCGGAGUGUCCGGACUCUACUUGGCGCUGCGCGUGCUGUGUCAAGUGUACAACCGAAUGGAGGUGGAGAUUCUACCGGCGUACUACCCGUCGCAGCGCGAGCAGAACGACCCGCAGCUGUACGCGAACAACGUCCGCGAUGUGAUGGCGCAGGCGCUGGGAAUACCCACGACGAACCAUGCGUUCGAGGACGUGGCGAUGCUGAUGCGCGUCGGAGACUACGCCACCAAGCACGUCGUGCCGCUCACUGACGUAGGCGAGGUCAUCUCUCUCACGGCAUUGAAGCGUAACGAUGUGGACCUCCUGGUCGAGUACUUCCGCGAGCACGACCUGGACAAGGACGGCCAACUGUCCAUGGAGGAGCUGCGCAAGCUCUUCCCGGCCGACGACCCGGUGGUCGUCGACCAGCUCUUUGACCUCGUGGACGUGGACGACAGCGGCCUCAUUGACUUCCGCGAGCUGUGUUUGGCCCUGCGCGCAUUGAACCCGCAGAGCGUCAACGAAGGAGCCGACGCGCUGGCCAAGUUCGCCUUCCGCCUCUACGACCUCGACAACAACGGACUCAUCGACGCCGCCGAGCUGGAGCAGAUGCUGCACUUCCAGCGCGACUUCUACGGCGUGCCCGAGACCAGCGUCGCUGCGGUGCUGCGUCAGGCGUCACACGCUCAGGCGGAGAACGGCGGCGUUGGCAUCACCUUCAAGCGGUUUGAGCAGCUGGUGGAGCAAAACCCCGAACUGUUAGGAUACGUGCGCAACAAGCUCGAAGUGCUGCGUGGGUCCUUGCGCGAGAGCAGCAGCCAGGAGAUUCUACCUCGUCCGUAG